AUGGAAGCCGUCAAAGUGUUCUUCAGCUCGCCGCGCUUCGCCGUGGCCGGCGCGAGCAACGACCCGGCCAAAUUCGGCCAUCGCAUUCUGGCGUGGUACCACCACCAUUCGCUCCCUGUUACGCCCCUCAACCCGCGCGCUGCCUCCAUUCAACUGCACUCGACCAGUCUACCGACGGUCGCCUCGGUGCGCGACUUGCCCGCUCCGACCGAGACGUCGCUGUCAGUGGUGACUCCCCCCGCGGUGACUCUCGCUCUCCUUCGCGAAGCAUAUGCGGUCGGCAUCCCAGCUGUCUUCCUGCAGCCUGGCACUUACGACCAGGCGGUGCUGGACUACCUGGAGGGACAUUUUGCGGCGGCGGUGGUGGGCGCGGGAGGCCGAGGCUCGGAGGGUUGGAUGCCCACCGGUUCGAUCAUUCUGGAUUCGCCCAUUCCUCCUCAUCUCGAUCUGGCCGGGGCGCCUUCGCAGCUCUUCCAAGUCCCUCCCUCGCCGUCAGCCUCAUCGGCGCUGUAUCGCUCUAUCGCCGUCCCGCCUCGCAAACGGGCUCGUCCCAACCUCGACCAACGCUCUUCUUGGCUGCAAAUCGAUGGCGCCUUCAGCCCUACCGUUCCGUCGCUGAUCGGCCCCGACGACCUCCUACACAGCGCCGAUGGUAUCGUCGACCUCGACUAUCGACCCAGCCGGUAUCGCGAGCCGGCCCAUCCAUUCCCUCUCGAUGCCAGCGUCGACUCUCUCAGCGAGGCCGGCGGUCUUCGUCGCAAACGCAGUCGUCGGGACCCUUCCCUGAUCGCUGCCUCGCCCACCGGCCCGGAUGAAAAGGGUAUUCCUCCGAACGUCACACCGGACCCCUCCGAUGCCGCACCCGUCCGCUGGAGCAAGGCUGUCCUGGGCGUGGUCGGCAAGGUCUGGGAUUUCUGCUGGUCCGGAGCGUUUCGGGGGUUCUACGCCGGCGGCGGCCGCGGAUACAACAUGAGCAGCGAGGAGGAUGCUCUCUCGCCGUCGUUCCCAUCCCCGGCCAGCGAGAAAGAAUCCCUGCCGGCCACUCCCACCGCCCAUUUCCGUCAGCGUCCGCGUCAGCGGGGACCAUCCACCCCUCUUCCCGGCGAGUAUCCCGACGAGGACGAUCUACAGCGCAGCUGGGUGAUGGUUUCCGCCGGCAAGUCGUCUAGCCCGUCGUCCUCGCUCGCCACCAAUCGCAGCACCACUCCCAGGCGGGUUCCCCGCCGCACUACAACCGCCGCCCAUCACGCCUCACGUCGGGGACGACCCCACAACAAGCGGGUGCUGACGUCGCAUGCGCCGUCCCUGCCAAGUCAACCCUACUUCUCCUCGCCGGCCAUGCCGCGCGAGAGUCCGGUGUCCGUGGACACGCAGCGCCACAUGGCGGAAAUGCGUCGCAUGGAGCGCGAGGGGAACGCCAGCAUGCGAAGGAUGGAGAAGAAGCUCGAGGCGCUGAUCCGCGAGGGUACCCAGGCGCUGGCUACCCGUGUGGAGGUAACCGACUUGGACAUGGAAGAUUGA
Molecule: messenger RNA, 1521 nt
Organism: Aspergillus uvarum CBS 121591
Lineage: Eukaryota; Fungi; Ascomycota; Eurotiomycetes; Eurotiales; Aspergillaceae
Product: CoA-binding protein
Exons: 3
Coding region: 1-1521 (506 amino acids)
Source: RefSeq, a predicted model, not a curated record